Colossoma macropomum (tambaqui) is the source of this 6521-nucleotide messenger RNA. RefSeq names its product leukocyte receptor tyrosine kinase (gene ltk). Gene Ontology annotation, cellular component: membrane; signaling receptor complex. NCBI's taxonomy places the organism in Eukaryota, Metazoa, Chordata, Actinopteri, Characiformes, Serrasalmidae. Gene Ontology annotation, molecular function: ATP binding; transmembrane receptor protein tyrosine kinase activity; protein binding. The transcript is spliced from 29 exons. Bases 307 to 4854 code for a protein of 1515 amino acids. Gene Ontology annotation, biological process: cell surface receptor protein tyrosine kinase signaling pathway; protein phosphorylation; regulation of cell population proliferation. The record is from RefSeq and is a predicted model, not a curated record.
GAGAGAGAGAGAGAGAGAGAGGGAAGAGAGUAGUAGCUUCACUGAGAGAGAGAGAGAGAGAGAGAGAGGGAGAGAGUAGCAGCUCCACUCAGAGCCCCAGAGGCUGCAGCAUCAGCAGCACCAUGAAUCUCAGCGAAGCCCAGUGAGAAACGAGCAACUCCGAGGAGCUGGAGAAAGUGGAUGCUGAAGGAGCGAACAUCGCUGACUUUUGUUUUCAUACAGUUUAUAUUUUAAAGCCUCCACAGGAACAAAAGUGGACAAAGGUUGACCGCGGUUUAUUUCCAGGAUCCUGUUCCGGAGGGAGCCAUGGAUUACUGGCCUGAACUCACUUCACUUCAGCUGGUCUUGCUGAUUUUAACAGCAAUCAGGACCAGUCACACUCUGUUGGAUAGAACAGCAGAGGAGAGUUUUCCAGCGCAGUUAUAUUCUCAUCCCUCAAAUCCAGCAGAAGAAAGCAGAGUUACCUCCUGCAAUUUUGAAUCUCCAUGUUCCUGGAGCGUGUCCAAUCACAGCACUGGUGGAGACUGGUAUGUCACGUCGCCACAGCAACACAGGCCCGGUAGACGAGGUGCCCAACCAAUCAUGGAUCACUCUGUUGGAGACUCUAAAGGUCAUUUCCUGGUUGUGAAGCCUGACUCGGGCCUCAGGGCUUCUGGGAUUUGCACUUUUCACAUCACCAGUCCCGUAGUGCUGAGUAGUGGGCCGCUGUGUCAGGUCCGUCUGGCGCACUUCCAGCCAGAGCCAAGAAAGGGAAACUUGUCUGUGUCUGUAAAACUCACUGAGUCUGGAGUCGUCCAGUCACCAGCCUUCAUCAGCAAAGAACAGGAUGGAGCCAGGGCAUCAUGGGAGGUGCUGGAAGCGCCGAUUGGUAAAUUGGACGAGCCUUUCCAGGUGAUGGUGCAGUACACUUCAUGUAGUGGUCAGGAUGUCGGAUUUCUGGCCGUUGAUUCACUGGAGCUGAAGGACUGUGACCCAGAGAGCGGUGAUUUAGUGUUGGGUCCAGACUGCGAGGAGGACUCAGGCUUUCACUGUGAUUUGGGGGACUGUGUGGACAAAAGCAGAGUGUGUGAUUUCCACUCUGACUGCCCUCUGGGGGAGGAUGAGGGCUUCAUCUGUGGUAGAUUGCCGUUGGGUUCAUACUGUUCAUUUGAGUCAGGCUCCUGUGGGUGGUCAGCUUCUGAUAGACAGUCUUCCUGGAUGCUAGCCAAUGGUGAACAACUGUCCGAAAGCACUGACCUUCUAGGAACAACACUCCAAAACACUCAAGGUCACUUCCUGUUCCUAAAGGUCAGAGGCAACGCUAAUGGUAACGAGGCAUCCAUUCAAAGCCCGGCUCUUCCUUCAACUGUAUCUAGCCGAGAGUGCCAGUUGCACUUCUCGCUGUAUCUGUACGGAGAUUUUAAUGGCACAGUGCUGCUGUCGGUGGUGGAAAACGGUACUGCAGCGACUCCUUUAGUGUGGGAAAGGGCUGGACAGUGGAACGACGAUUGGCAGGACAUCACUCUGCAAGUCACUGACCUCCUAAAAGGGUUCCAUAUAAAAGUGCAGGCUCUGUGGGCCACCGGCUCGAAGGCUGACAUUGCACUGGAUGAAAUUUCAUUAAGUGCAGCAUGUUUUGACACAGAUUUGAAUGCACUGCUUUUUGGACAUCAAGAUUUGGACUCCAUCAGCAAGCUGGACUUCCUGAGCCCCCUUCCUGAGCCUUCUGUAACAGAGUCACAGAUGACCUGGUGGUUCACUUCCUGUGGGGCAAGUGGACCUCGUGGACCCACUCAGGCCCAAUGUGACAGCGCCUAUCGAAACACUAAUGUUAGUGUGGUGGUGGGGAAAGAAGGCCCUCUCCGGGGUGUCCAGAUGUGGAGGGUCCCUGCAACCAACCGAUACAAGAUCACAGCCUAUGGAGCUGCUGGAGGCAAAGGGGCAAAGAACCACAACAAGCGCUCACAUGGGGUCAUCAUUUCAGCCAUCUUCCCACUGGAGAAAGGGGACAUCCUCUAUCUCCUGAUCGGUCACCAGGGUGAAGAUGCUUGCCCAGGAAGGAACGCUCUGACCCACAAGAUCUGCCUGGGUGAGUCGACUGUCAUUGAGGACGGCUUUGACAGAGAUAGUUCUGCCAUGGAAUGGGCCGGGGGUGGUGGUGGCGGUGGGGGAGCUACGUUCAUUUUUCAGUUGGAGGACGGGGAGCCAGUGCCUCUGCUGAUAGCAGCUGGUGGGGGUGGGAAGGCAUACCUGGAGGACCCCGAGAGCAGUUUGGACCAGAUCCCUCUGGAGCAAUAUGAGAAUGACACGGUGGCAGCUGGGGUCAAUGGCCGAACCGGAGCAGCAGGAGGGGGAGGUGGAUGGAGGGACACCACUACACACCUCUGGGCAGGAAGAUCUCUGUUUGAAGGGGCAGAAGGGGGCUCGUCUUGCCCUCAGGCCCUGUCUAAACUCGGCUGGGCUACUUUUGGAGGAUUUGGGGGAGGAGGAGGCGCGUGUACUGCUGGAGGCGGUGGAGGAGGAUACAGAGGUGGUGAUGUGUCCCACACUGAUGACAUCACAGCAGACGGGCAGGAUGGCAUUUCUUUUGUCCACCCCUCAGGAGAGAUAUUUCUGCAGCCGUUGGCAGCCAUGGAAAGUCAUGGGGAAGCUGAGAUUGAAGUGCACCUGAACUGCAGCCACUGUCAGACUCAGAGCUGUAAACGAGAUGAAGACAGCAGACUCAUUCUCUGCCUGUGUCACAAUGAGGAAGUGCUCGCUCCAGACAACGUCACCUGCAUAGAUCCCCCAGUGGAAACGCAGGGUUCUGUGGCUGAGGGAUACCCAUCCCUGUCUCUCAUCCUGGCUGUGGUAGCAUCCACUGUGAUAAUGGGCAUCGUGCUGACCUGUGCCAGCCUCACACUCAUGUACUACCGGAAAAAGAACCACCUGCAUGCCGUGCGGGUGCGUCUGCAGAGCCCCGAAUACAAGCUGAGCAAGAUCCGCUCCUCCACCAUCAUGACAGACUACAACCCAAACUACUGCUUCGCUGGCAAGGCAGCUUCACUGAAUGAACUGAAGGAGGUUCCACGCAAGAACAUCACCCUACUCAGGGCUUUGGGGCACGGUGCUUUUGGAGAAGUGUAUGAAGGCCAGGUUCUGGGAAUGAACGGAGAAAACACUGCCAUGCAGGUCGCCAUAAAGACUCUCCCGGAAAUCUGUUCUGAACAAGACGAGAUGGAUUUCCUCAUGGAGGCACUGAUUAUGAGUAAAUUUAAUCAUCAGAACAUAGUGCGCUGUAUUGGAGUCAGUCUGCAGAUCCUGCCCCGGUUUAUUCUUCUAGAGCUCAUGACUGGAGGAGACAUGAAGAGCUUUUUGAGACACAACCGUCCCAAAGUUAACCAGGCCUCCACCCUGACUAUGCUGGAGCUGCUGCACAUGGCCAGAGACAUUGCAUUUGGCUGUCAGUAUCUAGAAGAGAACCACUUCAUUCACAGAGACAUCGCUGCACGGAACUGCCUGCUGACUUGUCCUGGUCCAGAGAGAGUGGCCAAAAUUGGAGAUUUCGGAAUGGCUCGAGACAUAUACAGGGCCAGUUACUACAGAAAAGGUGGUCGUGCUAUGCUGCCAGUCAAAUGGAUGCCUCCCGAAGCCUUCCUGGAGGGCAUCUUCACCUGCAAGACUGAUACUUGGUCAUUUGGGGUACUGCUAUGGGAAAUUUUCUCCCUGGGCUAUAUGCCUUACCCCUGUAAGACUAACCAGGAGGUGCUGGAGUUUGUGACAAGUGGAGGACGCAUGGAUCCUCCAAAGAGUUGCCCAGGCCCUGUGUAUCGGAUCAUGACGCAGUGUUGGCAACACUGUCCAGAGCAUCGGCCAAACUUCUCCACUAUUUUAGAGAGGAUCAAUUAUUGCACUCAGGACCCUGAUGUCAUCAACACGCCUCUCCCAGUGGAGUAUGGGCCGGCUGUGGAGGAAGAGGGCAGCACUGUGAUUCGUCCAGAAGGCUCUGGCAGUAUGACCCCUCUUCUGGUGACCCAUUCUAUGUCACAAGAUGCACCUCUGCAGCCUGGCGUCUCUGCCCCACUCCCUCAGGUCCACAAACCCCGCUUGCUGCUACAACGACCCGCCCAAAUGACUCAGGAGGUAGCCACCUACCGUGAAGCUUUAGAGCCAUGUUGGGCUGAGCCAGUUCCUGCACCAGGAACCUGCUCUGGUUCCUGGCUACAGGUUCCAGAGCACCGGCCGUGCUCGAGAUCCAGCUCCUCCUCAGGCAGCCAGAAACUGAAGAACAAAACCAAGAACCUGUGGAACCCAACCUAUGGUUCCUGGGUUCUGGAGAGCUUUGGACGGGGAAAGACAGCCCUGUCCCACACUCAGUCCAUGCCUCUGUCCUGUACCUCCACUGGCUUGACUGUGUCUACCUCUACCUCAGAGCACAACGACUCUGGAACAGAAGCUAAUACUUCCCCAUGCUCAAACACACCUCCUGCACCCUCUCAGAAUGCCGCCAGUCCUUCAGGACCUUCAAGUCUCGCAUCGCGGAAAGGGACAGCCGGGGCUGCAGGGGGCCCACUCACUGCAGUCAUGGACCUGGCCAAGCUCCAGAGCUUCCCUUGUGGCAAUGUAAAUUAUGCCUAUGACGAGCAGAGCUAUGAGGCAGAGAGUUUGCCCUUAGUAGUUGCCAGGUCUCCAGAACCUAGCACUAGCUCUGCAGCUAGUUCCUCGCUAGCAGCACUGGGCCUGGCUUCCUCCUCCGUUAAUCACAAACCACCAGUCAAGCGUCAUGCCAGCUAUGGACAUGAAGAUGUCAGGAGGCAUACAAAGCCCGAGAAACCCACGCGGGACAGAGACUCAGGCUUCUCACUGUCCGAAGACCUUAGCGUUACCCCUGUGUAGCAUUUCCAAAGUCUUGCACUUAACUAAAGCACCGCAGUAUCCUGAAAACCCCCAACACCUCAUUUUGUUUGGGUUGCGCAACGAAUCAGCAGACGUUUUUUGUGUAAUCUUUUUGCAUAUGGUACACUGAAAUUUUCCAUGACUGAGACUUAUUGCCCAGUGUUUGCUGGAAGCAAGAGCUACUUACUGCUGAAGAACAGACACAUGGCAUUGCUACUGUAGAGACGAAGGACAUUAUGAAAGGCGGUGCCCUGUUUUCUAGGUCCAACUGGCUCAUGGUUUCUAUGGGAACUUGCACAAAGCUAUUAGGAAGCCCUUGGCUCCUAGACCCAUUUACACUGGAUUCUCAUCUGCAGUCAACACUGUGAAAACACAUAUGUUAUGUUCACUUUAAGAUACCACAUACAAUUCUGUCGUUUGAUGUACCAGCAUUAGAUAUAGAGCAAGCAGACAAAGAUCUCUUUGAGAAGACCUUCUAACUGUUAGUAGUCCUUGUAAAGAGGAAUCGAGAGAAAUACAGCCAGUUUCAAGCUGGGCUUUGAAAUUCUCAAGGGUGGUUUUGUAAAUACCCAAAACCUUAUUUUAUUUAUUACUGAAAGGCUAUGAACGUGUUAGAGUAAGUAUAGCAGUUUUGCAAUUGGAUGGACCUCUCUUGAUAAAGCAGUGAAAUUACUGGAAAAAAGGUAAACAUGGAAAAUUACUUAAUCAUUCAGUGGUUUAGAUGUAAACAAAAUCAUUCAGAGUGAUUCAGUGUGAAAUGUGCCUUUCUAGAGAAAUUUGCCAAGUCAGAAUUGUUCACCAUUAUAGUACCAGGAACCAAACAUCUGGCACUAAAUGGUACUAAAAGCUACAUCCCAUUAAGUUAUUACACAAAAUCGUUAUAAAUACGUUGCCUGAUACCUGAGACAUUGUUUUGUGAUAGUUCUGUUAUAAAGUUUUGGCAUAACUAUAACUCCAGGAUCACUUCUGUGUUUCCUGUCAAAACCGCAUUAUCAACUGAGAUCAACAUGCGCAAGCUAACGUGCUUUUGUUGUUACUAGCCUGUAGCUACAGCCGUUCAACAUGGCUGGUUCAAUGCCAGUGUUGUAUCCGAUUCACUUCCCCCUCAAAUUCACGUUCCCUUUGACAAAUCAGGUGCUCGGGUGCACGCAUUCACUGAGAGAUAACAACACCAAGCAUCACUGGAACUACGGAAAGCGAAAAGGUUAAAAAAAUGUUUAUACGGCAGCUGUGCUCACCAAUCGGCAACAAACGGUUAAAAAGUAUUUAUCAGUACGAUUGUUUGCUGUUUGCUCAAAUUGAAAAUAAUAUUUAUUGCAGAAUCUCAAUUAUGCCGUGCAUCUUGGGUGAAUAUAUAUUGGGGAUUUCCGUAGUUCCAGUGUUGCUUGGUGUUGUUUUCUGUUCAGUGAACGCGCGCACCCGAGGACCUGAUUUAUCAAAGGAAACGUGAAUUUGAAGGCGAACUGAAUUGGAUACAACACCGGCAGCAGCUUUUGUUUACAGUUUAUUUUUAGUUUUCUUAUGUUUUCGGAAGAUGGUAAAGUGUGUGGAGGAGAUGAGGUGUGUUUCCAAAAUGUCGUAGAGCCAUGUCAAUUUGAACUAGAAUACACAAAUGACUUGCAGCGGCUUGAAGAAGAUAGAGCAAACAAGGGAGAGAGAGAGAGAGA